CAAUGCAUGCCAUUCCUCAACGAGCAAAAACAGCUUCAGUGAUUUUCUUCAAUGUGCGACUUUGCGAGAUAAAACAUGGCUAAUAAAACUGUCAUUCUUUGAUAUACACAAUUCAUAAAUUGUUAAUACCAAUGUGGCUGAUGAUAAUGCACGUCAAAUGUUGCCAGGUUCACUCCUAAACAAGACAUCAGCUGAGAAACGUCAAAGGGACAACUCCAACCUGAGUGAUGACUGCCGUUUACGAUAAUGACUCCUUCUUCGACUCGGACGGGGAGCAGGACAAUCAUAAAGUCAGCAGCCCAUACUUAAAAGGAGCGUAUGACCGCGGCAAAUCCCCUGUCGAUGAAGACCCCGUCAGUAAGCAUACACCAAGAAUCAAAUCCCUAACCCCUUCAACCUCUGGGAACUUCUCCGCAAAAUCAUCAGACUCAAUUAUGUCGAAUAAGAAGUCGGUACGGUCUCGUCGUUACGACGACUCGCCGUCACUUUCCCGAUCUCGGUCAAGGUCCCCGUAUAGGAGCCCGUACAGGUCGCCAGACUACUCGGACUCCUUCAACUCGGAAGACUCGGAUCAAGACUCACGCAAGGGGUCCCCCGUGAGGAAGGAGCCGAGCAGGAAGGGAAGAGUGAGGUCAGUGCAGAGAAGUAACGGGGACACGACGACUAGGUUCAAUAGCAGUACAAGUCACGAUAGUAGAUCAACGUUCAGGAGCCAUGGAGGAAGCUCAAACUAUGGCGCCAAAAACAACCGGAAUAAGAAAGCUUUCCAGAAAACCCCGAUCAAGAAACCCGCUGCUGCCAACAACACCAAGCGCUCCAACAGCAUAGCAAGCAGCCAGGCCUCACCCCGCAACACGGAGGUGCAAAAACGCAUGCUCUCCGCCAAGGGACACACCAUCAGCCGGCUCCGCAAUGAGUUCAACCAGCUACAGCAGGAGCACGAUGAGACGAUGCGCGAGAACAAACUCCUGAAGCAGCUCCAGCGCCGACAAGAGAGGGCGCUGUCCAAGUACGAUGCUGAGGAGAGCGAGCUGCCGCAGAUGCUUAAGAAGCACAGCGCGGAGCUGGAUAGCAUGCGUCGUAGAAUACGCAAGUAUCAGGAGCGCGACAAAGACCGAGAUCGACGUAUAAAGGACAAAGACGAGCAGCUCAAUCAGACCCAAGACGAGCUGAAACACAUCAAGGGCGUCGCCGAAGACAAGGGUCUACUGGAGAGGCACGAGCUCCAGCGCCGAGUCGAGCGUAUGGAGGAGAAAGUCGAGAAACGAGACAAGACGGUGAGGGAUCUGGAACGCUACGUGGCUAAUAUAAAGAAGAACCAACGACAUGAGCUCCACGAGAGACAGACCAAGGAACAAGAGCUGAUGGGUCAGAUCGAGAGAUUGGAGAUGGAGAACGAACGAUAUCAGUUACAACUCAGAGAAAAAGAAAAAGAGCUUGAAGUUCGAAACAUUUACAGCAAUCGUCUCAUCAAACCGCCUACAAAACUGAAACAGGGCGUGUCCCCGACCAACUUCAAGCCUCUCAUGGUGAGCAAGGCGACCUCCACGGCCGAGCAGCCCAAGGUGCCGCGCCCACCCCCUGAGAAGCAGCAACGGGCGCUCUCUGCGGAGGAGGCGAAACGACGAGAGGAGAAGGCGUCCAGGGUGAAAUCCCCAAAGGACGCAGGGAAGGAAGUAAAAACGGAAGACGAGAAGAAGGAACAUGGCACGGAUCUUAAACAGAAGGACGAGGAGCUCUCAGAGCAUGAGAAGAUACUCCGGGAUCUCGACAUGGGAUUCGAGAGGAAGAAAGAGACAAACGACAAUGCGGAGGCGGAGCGGAGGAGGAUGGAAGAGCGACGGGAACGGCAGGAGAGAGAGGAGAGGGAACGGAGGAAGAAGGAGGAGGAAGAGAAUGAAUUUGAGGCGAUGCGAAGGCGUGAAGAAGCGGAGAGACAAAAGAGAAGAGACGAGGAUGAAGCUGCAAAGAGGAAACAAGAAGAGGAGGCAAAGGAAAAAGAACGGAAGAAAAACGAAGAAGAGCGAGCCCGCAAACUUGACUACUCUUCAGACGAGGAUGACGACAAAGUCCCCUUCUUCGGGGACAAAAAACCUGCGGCUGCCGCAAAACCGGCGAGCUCCAGCCCCGCUUUUGCCGUGAACAGCGUGAGAGAUCUCCACAAGUAUUCCCGAGGGGACGGUAGCAAUUCAGGCAAGGACGAGGCUGGGCGGAACCAGCGAACGGAUUCCAGCGGUGCGGACAAACAGAAAGAGGAAGAUCGACUCGCCGAGGAGCGUCGCAAGAAAGAUCUAUUACUGGCCAGGAUGAAGGACAUCGAUGAGGGUGCCAAGCCCGACUCUGGCAGGAGUCGCAAGAACUACAACUUCACUCGGCCGGUCGAGAACCUCCACAACGGGAUGCCAUCCCAUCCGGAUGGCGCCCUGGCUAAUGGGAACCAGGGAAAGAAAGCCGAUAACGCGACGACCUUCGGAGGGUACGCGCCGACGUUCACAGCGCCGAAGGCACAGCCCAAACCCCCGAAGAAGUCAUUCUUUGACGAUGACGACGAUGAUAGCGGGGAUCUCUUUUCAAAACCAAAGCCAGCUGGGACCAAAAACGACACCAACAAAAAGGCGGACCUCAUGGCGGAUCUUUUCGGGAACAACGCAGACGAGGAAAAAGCUGCCAAAUCCUCAUUCAACGACGACAAGAACAUGUUUACGUCGUCCACCAAAGCCAAACCGGUCUCUUAUCCGUGGGAGAAGAAAGUUGAUGUUGGCCGAGGUUCGAAUCCUUCUGGUGGUCUAUUUGCAAGCAGUCCAACAAACAAAGCUGCCGGCAACUCAAAAGCUCCUGGUAACAUGUCACAUGACAGCUUAGAUGAUAUUGACGACAUUGAAGAAGUCAUCCUGUGAAAAGAUUCCUGUCUCAUUUUUACACUGUAACUAAAAAAAAAACUUGUGUAUUAUACAUGUAUAGAUAUAUAUUAUUUAUGAAUAUAUUAUAUCCGCAGCGUACUGUUUGUAAAUGGCGGGGCUGGGAUCAACUAAAAUCACUGAUGAAAAUUUUGUGGUAUUUCUUGUACUGUAUAAAAUGAUCAUGGUGAACACAUUUUGUUAUACUAAGUAGCUUUACAUUUAUUGGCAGUUCUUUACAGAGAGAAUAAAUUUAUAUGCCAAGUACCAGAAUUGUGAACUUAACCCUCCAAAACUCGGAAACAUUUUCCAGCAAGUUGACUUACCACCUGAAACCAUUUAUCUGCGAGAGUGUUGUCAGGCACAGAUCCAGGCUGUGGCCCAGUGGGUGUGGAUCCCCUCUUAGAUCUCGACGUCUUGACACAAAACAAUACAAAAAUUGUAUUCCUAAUUUGUUCUUGUGUGAACUUUAAGCUCGUGCCAUCACAAAAUAGUAUCCAUAAUCUCGCUACAGAUGCCAGCUUGCGACAUAAUUAUUUAUCAAGA
Asterias rubens (European starfish) is the source of this 3443-nucleotide messenger RNA. RefSeq names its product myb-like protein X. The coding region runs from base 228 to 2897 and encodes 889 amino acids. The transcript is spliced from 8 exons. Gene Ontology annotation, biological process: intraciliary transport. The record is from RefSeq and is a predicted model, not a curated record. Gene Ontology annotation, cellular component: axoneme. NCBI's taxonomy places the organism in Eukaryota, Metazoa, Echinodermata, Asteroidea, Forcipulatida, Asteriidae.